Coregonus sp. 'balchen' is the source of this 5480-nucleotide messenger RNA. The record is from the annotation of a GenBank genome assembly. NCBI's taxonomy places the organism in Eukaryota, Metazoa, Chordata, Actinopteri, Salmoniformes, Salmonidae.
UGUGUGGUGCGCAUGACAAAAACACGGAAACUUCCUCUGACUAUAUAUUUACGCUAACGCUUUUACACGAAUUAAACCAUUGCAACUAAAUAAUUAUGUAUUGCGUAUAAGAUGGAGGACCAGGAGAUUCAACUGAAAGUUAAGAGGUAAUUAGUGAAUACUUUAACUAACCUUAGCAAGCCAGCUCGCUAGUAACGUUAGCUAGCUAAACAGCUAACGUUAAGUAGGUAGCUAGCUACCUGUCUUAACCAUGGAUAGCUUUGGUAAACCUAGCUAUGUUAUUGUAUGGUUAUCGCUGCAGGGUCUGAAAAAUUCACUGAUAGCAUGUACGUGUUGGCUAACGAGUCAUCAGUGGCUCUUUAUCGACUGCAAGAGCACGUUAGAGAGUCCCUUCCAGAACUAGUGUUACACAAAGUAAGUGUUGAUUUCAAAGCAAAAGCUUACACAUACUACUGUAGCUUGCUAAGGAUAAUAAAUGUAGAUAGACAUUUGUUACUUUACAGUAGAUAUAUUACUGGGCUGUCCAAAAACGCACGUCUGAAAAAUCAUAGCUAUUUUUGCAGUAACAACAUUAAUUUAUCUCUGCUCAUCUCUCCCAGACAGAUAUGCAGCUCUGGGAGGAGCAAAGCCAAGGAGCAAUCUACACUGUAGAAUAUGCAUGCAGGUAACCUAUAGUUAGGUCUAAGAUCUACUGUAUAGGUUUUUAAUUAUAUUGAAAACAUUUAUUGGCAACUUAAUGUGGCCGAUUCCACGUCAGCUAAAUAUAUUUUUGGUAUCUCAGAUUGUUCUGGCAAUUCUCACAUAGAAACGUAAUUGAGAGGAAGAAUGUUUGACAUGCUUUUGACAUUUGUAUUAUAAAUCAUUUUUGAGAAAAUCAUGUUGAAAGUGGCCAUUUUAGGCCCUUUUAGACCUAUACAGUGCCUACCCCUUGACUUAUUCCACAUUUUGUUGCGUUACAGCUUGAAUUCAAAAUUGAUUGUUUUCUUACCCAUCUACACACAAUACCCCAUAAUGACAAAGUGAAAACAUGUUUUUAGACAUUUUUUGAAAUUUAUUUUAAAUGAAAUACAGAAAUAUCUCAUUUACAUAAGUAUUCACACUUACAUGGUAGAAUCACCUUUGGCAGCGACUACAGCUGUGAGUCUUUCUGGGUAAGUCUCUAAGAGCUUUGCACACCUGGAUUGUACAAUAUUAGCCAAUUUAUUAUUUUCAAAAUUCUUCAAGCUCUGUCAAGUUGCUUGUAGAUCAUUGCUAGACAAUCAUUUUCAAGUCUUGCCAGAGAUUUUCAAGCAGAUUUAAGUCAAAACUGUAACUCGGCCACUCAGGAACAUUCACUGUCUUCUUGGUAAACAACUCCAGUGUAGAUUUGGCCUUGUGUUUUAGGUUAUUGUCCUGCUGAAAGGUGAAUUAAUCUCCCAGUGUCUGGUGGAAAGCAGACUCUGAACCAGGUUUUCCUCUAGGAUUUUGCCUGUGCUUAGCUCCAGUACAUUAUUUUUUAUCCUAAAAUACUCCCCAGUCCUUAACGACUACAAGCAUACCCAUAACAUGAUGAAGCCACCAGUAUGCGUGAAAGUAUGAAGAGUGGUACUCCAUAAUGUGGUUUAUUGGAUUUGCCCCAAACAUAACACUUUGUUUUCAGAACAAAAAGGUAAUAGCUUUGCCAAAUUUUUUACAAUAUUACUUUAGUGCAGGGGUGUCAAACUCAUUCCAUGGAGGGCUGUUUUUUUCUUCUUCCUUUCAAUUAAGACCUAGACAACCAGUUGAGGGGAGUUCCUUACUAAUCAGUGACCUUAAUUCAUCAAUAAAGUACAAGGGUGGAGCGAAAACCCGCAGACACUCGGCCCUCUGUGUUGCAAACCGGAUGCAUGUAUUUCUAUUCUGUACAGACUUCCUUCUUUUCACUCUGUCAAUUAGGUUAGUAUUGGCCUUAUGCUGAAAUCCCUGAGGGGUUUCCUUCCUCUCUACGGCAACUGAGUUAGGAAGGAAGCCUGUAUCUUUGUAGUGACUGGGUGUAUUGAUACACCAUCCAAAGUGUAAUUGAUAACUUCACCAUGCUCAAAGGGAUAUUCAGUGUCUGCUUUUCUUUUUUUUUUACCCAUCAACCAAUAGGUGCCCGUCUUUGCGAGGCAUAGGAAAAACCUCCCUGGUCCUUGCUCGACUGAGGGACCUUACAGAUAAUUGAAUGUGGGGUACAGAGAUGAGGUAGUCAUUCAAAAAUCAUGUUAAACACUAUUAUUGACAUAGAGUGAGUCCAUGCAACUAAGUUUUACUCCUGAACUUAUUUAGGCUUGCCAUAACCAAGGGGUUAAAUACUUAUUGAUCAAAACAGGCUGACAUUUCAGGCGGUCUUUUCAAAGAGCUCUUACACUAAAAGGGCAUUGUCAUCAUUUUCAAAAUGGCACAGUAUUAUUCCAACCUCAUAGUGUGGAAAUAUAUAAUCUUGAAUAAAUUACAUUAAUGACAUUUUUUAUUUCAGAAUCCAGACAUACUCCAUAUUUUAGAGCACACUAUAAGGAGUAUAAUGACACCAAGAUGUUGUCUGUAUCAUGUACGGUUCACGGCUCAUACGUUCUUAUAUUAGGCAUAUGUAAGACUAAAAAGGGCCUAAAUGAUUUGUGAUACAAAUGUAAAAAGCAUGUCAAACAUCGUUCUUCCUAAUUAAGUUUCUAUGUGAGAAUUGGGCAAAAUAGUUUUAGCUGGCAUGGAAUCGCCCUUGUAUUUGUUUAACACAUAUUAAUCUUUUCAUUUCCAGUGCAGUGAAAAGCAUGACAAACAGCAGCCUGCACUUCAAAAGCAUCGAUGGGCUCCUCCGUCAAGCCAUCAGCAUGAAGGAACAGAUCAGCAUCUCCCAGAGGCGCAGGUAGGAGGCAGUAAACAACCAAUUCCACUCACUUUGACUCAGGGAUACAGUAACAAUACUGUGUAUCUUUCAUUUGUCUGAUUGCCCACAGACCACCAUUAUUCACCACAGCUGAGGAGAAAAAAAUGAAAUUUCCCUGCUCAAGGGUGGAGUCGACGAGGCUAAUAAACUCAUUUUGAGUGAAAGCCAAGAACUUUUUCAUAGACAUGGGCCACAAUUUCUUGUGUUUGUCGUUAUUUUUCGUUGCCAUCGUCUUUUCUUUCAUUCUUUCAUCACCUCUUCUUUGCAUUAUUAUUUGCCAUCAUUUUUAUGUUUCUCUAAGUUUUACGUUUUAUUCCUUAUUCCCCCACAUGCACGCAGCUCACAUGAAGCAACACCCCCCAUCUCCCAUCCCCCCUGACACUCCACCACAUCCCCCAUCCACUUCCUCCUGACUUCUGGAAGACAGUCCAAGGUUAGUAGUUCCUCAGGCAUCACACUCAAAGCUAUACUUAGCUUUAACUCGGCCACAAGGACUUCUAGGCACUCACUUCAAAAUCAAGAAAAGUGCACUAGAAUGAACCUGAAUGUGCUAUUAGGCUACUGGUUUACUUAAACUGUUCCACUUUAUUUUUAGGACAGGGUGUUUUGUAACAACAUACUCAUCUUUUGAAAUGAUUUUUAAAAACGUGUUUAUUCACUGUUAUGAAAAAUGUUUUGUUUACAGUAUGCAGACUAGACUACAAAUUGUAUCUAUACAUUGUGAAAUAUACAGUUUUGGCAAUAUAUUCCAUAGACCAUCCUUGGUCUUUACCAAACACUUGAAAAUGAAAGCAUUUAUUGGCAAAUCUUUAAAUUGUAUAAUCACAUAGCAACAAAAGCAUUAGCUGUAGCUAGUAAGUCACUAACAUUUUCCAUUGGAAUACCAGUAAGUAAACAUUCUACAGAGAGCUUAAUAGUGAUGGAAUCAAACAUGGCUUGUGUUUAAAAAGUCAAUACAAAGGCAAUAAGGGAGAGGGAUGUUAAGAAAGGUGUAUUAAAAUGACAAUUCCAUGUCUGUAUUGAAAUGUACAUUAAUGGUAGUAGUGGUUCUUGGAUCAUGGAGGGAUAGCUCAGAGCUUUUAUAUAGCUUCAGCUAUUUUCUAUCCAUACUGUAUUCUUCGGAACGGUAGAUAGUUUAGGCAGAAUUAACUAGUCUUGUGCUAACUGCGAUGACUUGUGCAGUGUAUCUCACACUAGAGUAGAGUCUUUACUGGAGGCUCCUGACUUGCGGGCCAGCACGCUCCUCAUCUCAUUGUUAAUGCCAUUCCAUGGCGUAGACGGAGACUGCAGCGGCCCUGACUCUGUCGACAGGGUCCUGUGCAUUCUCGAGCCACCCCCACUCCCACCACUACUGUAGCCCUCCUUGUCACUGCCGUGGCUCUGUGGGCCGUGGGAUGGGGAAUGAUGCUGGUGAUGCUGCUUUGGGUCAGUACAUGGAGGGUAGGACAACUGUCGGUGGAGUUGGGAGUUGUUGCGGUGCCUCCUGGGUUUGUCCCCGUCUUGGAGCUCGCCGUGGCGGACGGCGGGGGUGCACCCGCUGUGCUGGUUCUGAUACAGGGUGUCAGUGUACUCCCCACCGUGGUAGUGUUGGGCGGUGCGGGCAGCUUUGACCAGUGAGUGAAUCACGAUCACCAGCAGAAUCAGGAUGCCUGAGGCCAGUACGCAUGCGCUGGCGAUGCCUGUCUCUACCUCAAACACCAGCAGCAUGUAGAUGGACAUAGCUGCAGGAGAGAAAGGGACAAAGAGAAAGAGAGAGAGAGAGAGAGAGACGAACAGGAAGAGAGAGAGAGAGGGAGACGAACAGGAAGAGAGAGAGAGAGAGGGAGACGAACAGGAAGAGAGAGAGAGAGGGAGACGAACAGGAAGAGAGAGGGAGACGAACAGGAAGAGAGAGGGAGACGAACAGGAAGAGAGAGGGAGACCGCCACAGAGCGACAGGUACAGGAAGAUUUGUUUAUUACACUGUAAGAAAGAUCACUUUUCCGGUCCCUUUCCUUCCAGAGAUGAAUAACUCUAAAUAUUGUAGUGCAUUGCCAUUGUUGUGUUUUUUGUGUGUAUUUUCCUCUAUUUGACUAAUGUUUGGUCAUCUUUCAGCGGGAGAAGAACAACAGAUCCAGGAGUGCUAAAGGAGGGAGGAGAGAAGCACACCUCUGGGAUAUGAUGAUAAUGACGUUGUGGCAUUGCAGUGAGGCUCAGUUCCCUCUGAAAGGGAGCUGUGGGGUCAGGGGGUCAUCUACGGUCCAUUACAAUGUUGCACUGCCUCACCUCAACUAGGCACUCACCUGAAUGGAAAGCCAACGGCUUUGACUUGCCAGGACCUGCCUUAAGACACGUCAGUAAUGCACUUCUGUCAAAGACACCAUUGUUAUGGGCCUUGUGUAUCAAUCAGCUGAAGGGACUCUGAAAGCAGUGACUUUUGUCUCGGCUGCAAAUUAACUGGAAUAUAUCUGUAGAAAUCUGAAUGAAGUUGUCUUUUCUAGGUUCACGCAAAGCUCUAUUUGGUACAAGCUGUUGUUGUUUUGCAGUUGGUCUGAACGGAUGUAAUGUCUAAUAAAUUAAUCUGAUUUAGCUAAAUUAAAAGUGCUUUCACAUGAUGUUA